AUAAAGCUCGUCAGACCACCCGCCACUUUGAUUUUCUUCACUUUAACUAUAUGAUAUAAUCCACAUAAGCAGUAUGCACUGGGAGAAAUCGCCACCAUCAGCCCUGGCCAGGUCCAGACCGUACCAAGGUGUUCGAGUCAGAGACCCGGUCAAAGAGCUGCUGAGGAGAAAGAGGAGUCUGGAGCCACACAGCACCAAGGCAGCGCCCCCUACUGCAGAUGUGGUCACAAGCAACAACCAGUCAUCAUACACACAAGGCAUGUUUGGCCCUGAUGUUGCCGGCGGCUCCCCAGCUGAGCCGCCGACUGCAGUCGCUGAUGGAGGGCUGCAGUGCGCAGGAUGGAGAGCUGCACCACCUGUCAGCAGCACCUGCCUGCAGCCUGCUGUAACAUCCUGGUCGUCAUCUGAGUACAACCAGCAGGACCCUUCAGCUCAGACUCUGGCCUACCCAGCAACCCCCACCCUCACUGCAGAUGUGUACAUGCAGACUCUGUGUCCCAGCUACACCAUGCUGACCUACACACACACACCAUUGCUCACUAACUUUGGGACCAUACCUGUGGCCUCCACACCAGGCUCCCUCCCUCAAAUGGAUCUCCCAGACUCAGGGUUGACCUACCUCCCCUGGGCCCAGCCCAUCACCACCAUAUCUACCAUGCCGAACCCGGGGGUCCAGUUCGCCCCCGGCUCUACAGCCCUGCCAGCUUCACCUCUGGUCCACAUGCCCCUGUCCAUGUCUUUGACCACCAUGAUUCCUCAGCUGGAUGCUCAGGGUGUAGAUCAUCCUCAUCCACAGAUACUGGACCUCCCGCAGCGUUCAGAACACCAGCUGGACCCUGAGCCACAGGGCCAGUCUCUGGAUGAAGAUCCAGGAAUAGAGUCGGACUCACCGAACCUCCUGGAUAAACUUCUGGAGGAUCAAAAGGGUGACGGCGGAGAGGAGGGCAAAGACUCGUACAGCAGCUCACUCUUUAUUCCGAGUGUCUAAAAAUAUGAGUGUUCGUGUGUUUGUAGAGAGCAGCUUUUCUUUCUGUUUGCUUCUGAGGAGCCGUCAUUAAAGGAUAAUUUGGGUUUAUUACAA
Epinephelus fuscoguttatus (brown-marbled grouper) is the source of this 1081-nucleotide messenger RNA. RefSeq names its product POU domain class 2-associating factor 1. NCBI's taxonomy places the organism in Eukaryota, Metazoa, Chordata, Actinopteri, Perciformes, Serranidae. Gene Ontology annotation, cellular component: RNA polymerase II transcription regulator complex. The transcript is spliced from 5 exons. Gene Ontology annotation, biological process: positive regulation of transcription by RNA polymerase II. Gene Ontology annotation, molecular function: POU domain binding; transcription coactivator activity; DNA binding. Bases 74 to 988 code for a protein of 304 amino acids. The record is from RefSeq and is a predicted model, not a curated record.